AGGCAAAAACGGCACAGGAAGCAGCAGAGUCCCAUGAGGAGGCCCUGCUUCCUCCCAUCCCCUUCCCUACUUCCCCCCAUCCCCUUCUCUGCUUCCCCCCAUCCCAAUCUCUGCUUCCUCCCAUCCCCUUCCCUGCUUUCCCCCAUCCCCUUCCCUGCUUCCUCCCAUCCCCUUCCCUGAUUCCACACAUCCCCUUCCGUGCUUUCCCCCCUCACCUUCCCUGCUUCCCCCACUCCCCUUCUCUGCUUUCCCCCAACCCCUUCCCUGCUUCCUACCAUCCCCUUCUCUGCUUUCCCCCAUCCCCUUCCCUGCUUUCCCCCAUCCCCUUCCCUGCCUCCCCCCAUCCCCUUCCCUGCUUACCCCCAUCCCCUUCCCUGCUUCCCCCCAUCCCCUUCCCUGCUUCCCCCCAUCCCCUUCUCUGCUUCCCCCCAUCCCCUUCCCUGCUUCCCCCCAUCCCCUUCCCUGCUUUCCCCCAUCCCCUUCUCUGCUUCCCCCAACCCCUUCUCUGCUUUCCCCCAUCCCCUUCUCUGCUUCCCCCCAUCGCCUUCCCUGCUUCCCCCCUCCCCUUUUCUGCUUCCUCCCAUCCCCUUCCGUGCUUCCCCCCAUCCCCUUCCCUGCUUCCCACCAUCCCCUUCUCUGCUUUCCCCCAUCCCCUUCCCUGCUUCCCCCCAUCCUCUUCUCUGCUUCCCCCCAUCCCCUUCUCUGCUUUCCCCCAUCCCCUUCCCUGCUACCCCCCAUCCCCUUCCCUGCUUCCCCCCAUCCCCUUCACUGCUUCCCCCCAUCCACUUCUCUGCUUUCCCCCAUCCCCUUCUCUGCUUCCCCCCAUCCCCUUCUCUUCUUUCCCCCAUCCCCUUCCCUGCUUCCCCCCAUCCCCUUUCCUGCUUCCCCCGAUCCCCUUCCCUGCUUCCCCCCAUCCCCUUCCCUGCUUCACCCCAUCCCCUUCCCUGCUUCCCCCCAUCCCCUUCCCUGCUUCCCCCCAUACCCUUCCCUGCUUCCCCCCAUCCCCUUCUCUGCUUCCCCCCAUCCCCUUCCCUGCUUCCCCCCAUCCCCUUCCCUGCUUCCCCCCAUCUCCUUCCCUGCUUUCCCCCAUCCUCUUCCCUGCUUCCCCCCAUCCCCUUCCCUGCUUCCCCCCAUCCCCUUCCCUGCUUUCCCCCAUCCUCUUCCCUGCUUCCCCCCAUCCCCUUCCCUGCUUCCCCCCAUCCCCUUCCCUGCUUCCCCCCAUCCCCUUCUCUGCUUCCUCCCAUCCCCUUCCCUGCUUCCCCCCAUCCCCUUCCCUGCUUCCCCCCAUCCCCUUCCCUGCUUCCCCCAUCCCCUUCACUGCUUCCCCCCAUCCCCUUCUCUGCUUUCCCCCAUCCCCUUCUCUGCUUCCCCCCAUCCCCUUCUCUUCUUUCCCCCAUCCCCUUCCCUGCUUCCCCCCAUCCCCUUCCCUGCUUCCCCCCAUCCCUUUCCCUGCUUCCCCCCAUCCCCUUCUCUGCUUUCCCCCAUCCCCUUCUCUGCUUCCCCACAUCCCAUUCCCUGCUUCCCCCCAUCCCCUUCUCUGCUUCCCCCCAUUCCCUUCUCUGCUUCCCCCCAUCCCCUUCCCUGCUUCCCCCCAUCCCCUUCUCUGCUUCCCCCCCAUCCCCUUCCCUGCUUUCCCCCAUCCCCUUCUCUGCUUCCCCCCAUACUCUUCUCUGCUUCCCCCCAUCCCCUUCUCUGCUUUCCCCCAUCCCCUUCCCUGCUUCCCCCCAUCCCCUUCCCUGCUUCCCCCCAUCCCCUUCUCUGCUUUCCCCCAUCCUCUUCUCUGCUUCCCCCCAUCCCCUUAUGUACUUUCCCCCAUCCCCUUCCCUGCUUCCCCCCAUCCCCUUCCCUGCUUCCCCCCAUCCCCUUCCCUGCUACCCCCCAUCCCCUUCUCUGCUUUCCCCCAUCCUCUUCUCUGCUUCCCCCCCAUCCCCUUCUGUGCUUUCCCCCAUCCCCUUCCCUGCUUCCCACCAUCCCCUUCUCUGCUUUCCCCCAUCCCCUUCCCUGCUUCCCCCCAUCCUCUUCUCUGCUUCCCCCCAUCCCCUUCUCUGCUUUCCCCCAUCCCCUUCCCUGCUACCCCCCAUCCCCUUCCCUGCUUCCCCCCAUCCCCUUCACUGCUUCCCCCCAUCCACUUCUCUGCUUUCCCCCAUCCCCUUCUCUGCUUCCCCCCAUCCCCUUCUCUUCUUUCCCCCAUCCCCUUUUAUGCUUCCCCCCAUCCCCUUUCCUGCUUCCCCCGAUCCCCUUCCCUGCUUCCCCCCAUCCCCUUCCCUGCUUCACCCCAUCCCCUUCCCUGCUUCCCCCCAUCCCCUUCCCUGCUUCCCCCCAUACCCUUCCCUGCUUCCCCCCAUCCCCUUCUCUGCUUCCCCCCAUCCCCUUCCCUGCUUCCCCCCAUCCCCUUCCCUGCUUCCCCCCAUCUCCUUCCCUGCUUUCCCCCAUCCUCUUCCCUGCUUCCCCCCAUCCCCUUCCCUGCUUCCCCCCAUCCCCUUCCCUGCUUUCCCCCAUCCUCUUCCCUGCUUUCCCCCAUCCCCUUCCCUGCUUCCCCCCAUCCCCUUCCCUGCUUCCCCCCAUCCCCUUCACUGCUUCCCCCCAUCCCCUUCUCUGCUUUCCCCCAUCCCCUUCUCUGCUUCCCCCCAUCCCCUUCUCUUCUUUCCCCCAUCCCCUUCCCUGCUUCCCCCCAUCCCCUUCCCUGCUUCCCCCCAUCCCUUUCCCUGCUUCCCCCCAUCCCCUUCUCUGCUUUCCCCCAUCCCCUUCUCUGCUUCCCCACAUCCCAUUCCCUGCUUCCCCCCAUCCCCUUCUCUGCUUCCCCCCAUUCCCUUCUCUGCUUCCCCCCAUCCCCUUCCCUGCUUCCCCCCAUCCCCUUCUCUGCUUCCCCCCCAUCCCCUUCCCUGCUUUCCCCCAUCCCCUUCUCUGCUUCCCCCCAUACUCUUCUCUGCUUCCCCCCAUCCCCUUCUCUGCUUUCCCCCAUCCCCUUCCCUGCUUCCCCCCAUCCCCUUCCCUGCUUCCCCCCAUCCCCUUCUCUGCUUUCCCCCAUCCUCUUCUCUGCUUCCCCCCAUCCCCUUAUGUACUUUCCCCCAUCCCCUUCCCUGCUUCCCCCCAUCCCCUUCCCUGCUUCCCCCCAUCCCCUUCCCUGCUACCCCCCAUCCCCUUCUCUGCUUUCCCCCAUCCUCUUCUCUGCUUCCCCCCCAUCCCCUUCUGUGCUUUCCCCCAUCCCCUUCCCUGCUUCCCCCCAUCCCCUUCCCUGCUUUCCCCCAUCCCCUUCCCUGCUUCCCCCCAUCCCCUUCCCUGCUUCCCCCCAUCCCCUUCUCUGCUACAACAGACCUCAACACAGCUAG
Closterium sp. Naga37s-1 is the source of this 3329-nucleotide messenger RNA. NCBI's taxonomy places the organism in Eukaryota, Viridiplantae, Streptophyta, Zygnematophyceae, Desmidiales, Closteriaceae. The record is from the annotation of a GenBank genome assembly.